This is a messenger RNA of Pyricularia grisea, 405 nucleotides long. RefSeq lists its product as uncharacterized. Lineage: Eukaryota; Fungi; Ascomycota; Sordariomycetes; Magnaporthales; Pyriculariaceae. The record is from RefSeq and is a predicted model, not a curated record. The transcript is spliced from 3 exons. Bases 1 to 405 code for a protein of 134 amino acids.
AUGUCGACCAAUGUGGCCCGGGAGGGGCUGGCCCUCGUGUGCAUUAUCGACACACAACUCGAGCCGGAGGCGUGGAAGGAUAUUUUCAACGAAUUUGGAGUAAAAACCAUAAGUAACAUCGACGUGCUAAUAUCUCGUGCCCUUAAAGCUUUCAGCGAUAAUGGUUUCAACCUUUUAAAUCUGCUGGCUGGUGCCCACAACGACCUGGCCGGUGGGGGAAUUGUAAUACGUAACCUCGAGGCCCCCGACGGUUUCGAUGAUUUUGUUUACAGUUUCGAUAUCAGCAUACACGGUUAUGGCUGUGAGUUCGCCAAAGCUGUGGCCGACGACGGCGUCGACGCGCAGACCGGCGUCUUCCCAAAUCCUAGCACAACUGUAUUGCACGGUAAAAGUCGCGGUCUAUAA